AUGGCUUAUUACACAAAGAUGAAAUCUCUUUGGGAGGAUUUGAACAAUUUCAGACCCAUUCCUGAUUGCGUAAAUUGUACUUCUGUGUGCUCAUGUGGGUUGAAUAUAAUCAGAGAGCAUAGGCAAGAGGAUUGCACCACAAGAUUUUUAAGAGGACUGAAUGACCAAUACGCUAAUGUCAGAUCCCAACUAAUGCUGAUGAAUCCCACACCUGAUAUUGAUGCUGCCUUCUCCAUGUUAACACAACAGGAACGACAAUUCAAUGAAUGCAAUGAGUCCAAGGUUUUCUUUAACAGAUCCAUGCAGUCGAACAAUGAGAGCAACCGAGGGAGAGGCAUAGGGAGAGGUAGACACCAGGCUCUUGGCAGAGGACAAGGAAGCAGAGUGCAAUGUACAUUCUGUGACAAGACCAGCCACACUAUUGAGACAUGCUAUAAAAAGCAUGGUUUGCCGCCUCACUUGAGGCAAAGGCAAAUCAGUAGCGUCAACUACAUUGCUGCUGAAGCACCUGCUGAGAAGAGACUUGAUGAUCUCAGCCAAUGCAGCCUAACCAACAGUCAGAAGGAAGUUGGUGAUUCUACAAGUUAUGAACUCUCUUCACACCAAAAGGAUGCAAUUCUGCAGUUUCUCAAAGGACAGGAGGCUCCGCAACAACCUCAAGUCACAAAUCAGGUUCAAUCCACCACAAACAAUACUCCAUUGAUUCAAGGUAACACUGUCAUUUUAAAAUACAGUAGCAACAUUUCAACCUUUGUUACUGUUAAAUCUCACCUCUGGGUAAUAGACACAGGGGCAACUGAUCAUGUCACUUUUAAUUUGGACGAUUUUCAAUCAUAUCAAGAAAUCAGUCCCAUGAUUGUUAGAAUGCCUGAUGGUAGCCAUACGACUAGUAGCAUCAUUGGCACCAUAAGGUUUUCUAAUCAAUUAUACCUUUCAAAUGUGCUUUUCAUUCCAAACUUCGAUUUCAAAUUAAUUUCUGUGUCAAAAUUAACCAGCAAGUUGAAGUGCAAAAUGCUCAUAGAUGACAACUUAUGUGAGAUACAGGACCAAGCUACUUUGAAGAGGAUUGGAGUAGCUAAAUGUGCUGAUGGUCUCUAUACAUUGGAUAAGCAAUUUUUCUGUUCUGCAGCUCACAAAACUGAUUUCACACACACUUCCAGGCACCCAUCACUUACAUUCACAGCAGCUGUCACUACUGAUGACAAUUCUGCAGCUUACACACAUAUCAUAAAUGCCUUAUGGCAUACUAGAUUAGGUCACAUUCCACAGCAUAGACCUCAAAUAAUGCAUAAAACUCAUCCCUUCAUCAAUUGUAAUGAACAAAUAAAUCCAUGUAACUCUUGCCAUUUAGCAAAGCAAAAGCGAUUACCAUUUUCAUAUAGUGCUUCUGAAUCUCUUAGUUGUUUUGAUUUGUUGCAUCUUGACAUUUGGGGUCCUAUAUCAACACCUUCCAUUCAUGGACACAAGUACUUUUUAACCAUUGUGGAUGAUAAGAGUCGAUAG
Messenger RNA from Arachis ipaensis, 1503 nucleotides. NCBI's taxonomy places the organism in Eukaryota, Viridiplantae, Streptophyta, Magnoliopsida, Fabales, Fabaceae. The record is from RefSeq and is a predicted model, not a curated record.